AUGGAAACGGAAAUAAAGGUGAAGAUGCUUCGCCUCGUUGCCUACGCAUCCGUUGCUUUAUCUGUCCUGUCCGUUCUGGCCGUUUCCGCUACUGUACCACUUCUCUACAAGUAUGUGAACUACGUGAAGCGUAGCUUAAACGAGGAAGUCCAGUUUUGUUGGGAGUCCGGCAAAGAUAUUUGGGAGGAAGUACAGAAUAUGAGAACCAUUCCUUAUGAAGGAGGACGAUUAGUGAGACAAGCGUAUCACAACCAAACGUACGAGUCUGGGACUGAGGACACAUCAACAUCUGACCUUAAAUGUGAGAACUGCUGCCUUCCAGGACCUUCAGGCGUAGCUGGCGCACCCGGUAAACCUGGAAAGCCAGGGAGAUCAGGGUCACCGGGAAUGCCUGGCAAUCCAGGGAGACCACCCCAGCCACCGUGCAGUUUGGUCACCGGUCCUCCUUGCCCUUCUUGUCCACCUGGACCACCCGGAUUACCUGGGGCUCAGGGUGAAUCAGGUGAACCAGGUCACGCAGGGACACCUGGAAUCCCUGGUGAAGACGGAGCACCGGGACCACCUGGCCCUCCAGGGCUUUCAGGAGAGUCAGGUGAAGAUGGGAAACCAGGAGUGGAUGGCAAACCGGGAACCCCUGCCCCAGAAGUGCUUCCGAUUCCUGGACUCGCGGGUAAAUCAGGAAGACCUGGUGCUCCAGGUGCACCUGGACAGCCCGGGAUACCUGGUGGUGGUGGAUCCGCUGGAGCACCUGGCCUGAAAGGAUCUCCAGGGCUGAACGGAUUGCCAGGUGAUGAUGGACCACCGGGGAUGCCAGGCCCUGUUGGACCUCCCGGCCAACCUGGUGCGAGAGGGACAUGUGCGAGUUAUUGUGCUGCUGAUGGCGGUGUUUUCAUUGAUGAGUAG
Molecule: messenger RNA, 903 nt
Organism: Necator americanus (New World hookworm)
Lineage: Eukaryota; Metazoa; Nematoda; Chromadorea; Rhabditida; Ancylostomatidae
Exons: 4
Coding region: 1-903 (300 amino acids)
Molecular function (GO): structural constituent of cuticle
Source: RefSeq, a predicted model, not a curated record